Sordaria macrospora k-hell is the source of this 477-nucleotide messenger RNA. RefSeq lists its product as uncharacterized. The record is from RefSeq and is a predicted model, not a curated record. Lineage: Eukaryota; Fungi; Ascomycota; Sordariomycetes; Sordariales; Sordariaceae.
AUGGCCCCAACAAAAACAUUAGCCUCAUUGGCCAGCUUGGUCAUCCGCCAGGACCAGCCCACCGUCACCGUAGUACAACCAGUCGACAACGACGACGGCAACAACAACGGUGGUGGAAAUGACAAUCUCAGCACCGGUGCCAUCGUCGGUAUCGUGAUCGGAGUCAUCGUCGGUCUCCUCCUGCUCUGGUGGAUCUUCAAGUCCCUGUCUCGCGACAAGAACUCAAGGAUGGCUCCCGCUCCGGACCGCCAAGCCUACGACCCCGACAUGCCACCCGCUGCCAUGUACCGGUCCCGAUCUUCCAGGUCCCGCUCGGCGCACCGCUCGCGCUCGCGCGGCCACCAUCACCACCACCACAGACACUCAUCGAGGUCUAGGUCGAGACCGGUGAUUUAUGAUGAUAAGAUGUACGUGGCCACGCCUGUACAGCCGGCAGCUGUGUACACGAGCCGGUCGAGGUCGAGGUCGAGAUACUAG